This is a messenger RNA of Geodia barretti, 2334 nucleotides long. The record is from the annotation of a GenBank genome assembly. NCBI's taxonomy places the organism in Eukaryota, Metazoa, Porifera, Demospongiae, Tetractinellida, Geodiidae.
CAAUGCUGUACUCCUUCAGGUACAGUUGUUGGGUUUUCAUCCGCAACAUACACCGGAACUGAGACGAGUGGAAAUGUUGCUGUAUGUAUCGAGAUUUUGAACCCUCCUUCUGGUGGUGCUACCAAACCUUUUGACGCAAUUUUACUUCCAGCGCAAAGUAUUUCUGACAAUCCACAACUGCAACAGGUGGAAUGUAACACAAAGUUUGAAUUUGAACGGGGAGACUCUGUGAAGUGUCAUGACUGCAGCAUCGUCCAAGAUAAUGUUUGUAACAUGGAAGAAAACACCACAUCUUUGGAACUGAUCUUAACUGUAGCAUCUACUGAUACAUUGGGUGUCUCUUCAUCCCGAUCCAGUACAACAAUAAUUGUUGAUGAUAGCAGAGAGCCAGAAUGUUAUGCGAGAGUUGGUUAUGAGCACACAAGCUAUACCAUAUCGGAACUGACAAGUACUGAGGAGAUAUGUGUCAUUAGUUUGUCCCCAGAAAUCGAUCCAAAUUUCACCAUCAAUAUCGCAACUUACACCACGCCAAAUGCAGUGGAUCUCUUCCAACCUACUUCAAAUAUCCUUCAUUUUGUUAGUAACUCCUAUAAAAAGUGCUACGAGACCACUUUUGACUUUGAUGUGGAUAACGUAUGUGAGCGUUUUAACUGCAGUGCAAUACUACUCGAGUCAACAAUGACAAAAGUAGAUGACACUGCUCAUGUGUAUAUCAACGGAUCAACUGCUUCAGUAGUAAUUGCACUGCCCGAGAGGUGCAUGUGUACCAAUGAACCCACGGUCUCCACUCUCUCUGUAUCAAAUGACAGCAUUCUCUUAGCAACAACCAUUUCUUCACUGGUGGUAGCGAUUAUCAUCAUGGCUGUUAUAGUGUUGAUCGUGCUUUGGUACAGAAAGGGCAAAAAGAUUAGUCUUGAUCAGUUUCUCCCACGCAGCAAUCAGCGUGGUGCUCUCGAGAGUCUUCAAAACAUAUUUUCUAACGGUCGACUUGAGAUGCAAAAUACCCCAUAUCGAGAGUCAGAAGGUGUCUCUGCGGAGCAGUAUGGUGCUGCAGACAAAACAGAAACCGAGAAGUCUUUCCUUUCCGCACAACUAAAAGAUAUGCUGAAAAAUAAGAGAAUGUUAUUUUCCGAGAAUCAAAUCGAGCUUUCUACCACCAUUGGUCAAGGUCAGUCGGGGCUGGUCUAUAGCGCCUAUCUUAAAACUGCAGCAGGAAAAGGAGCUAGUCGCUGUCAAAACUGUCAAGGCGCUUUUCUCCAAGACUGACGUAGAACAACUGGCAAAGGAGGUGUCGACCAUGUUGUCACUAGAGCACACUAACGUCAUGUCUCUACUGGGAGUGUGUGUAGCUACAAAUGGUCCCCUACUAAUUAUGCCCUUUAUGACUAAUGGAUCUGUCCUGGACUUUAUUAAACAACAUAAAGAUGAGCUCCUCUUUACCUCAGUGGAAUCAAAGGUCGUUAUGUUUACAAUUCCUUAUAGGGUUUAGCUUUGGAAUUUUAUAUAUCAAAAUGGUACAGUUGCAGAUCGCCAGAAAGAGGCUAUUGAAAAUCUGUCACCAAACUGCAAUGGGUAUGGAGUAUCUUGCACUGCAGCGUUUUGUUCAUCGUGACCUGGCAGCAAGGAACUGCAUGAUUGACCAUAAUUGGGUCAUCAAAGUAGCUGAUUUUGGACUAACAGAAGACAUGUUUGGAGCCAACUACUUCCGUCGGGGGAACAGAGAGGGUGAGGACGAGGAGAAGGUGCCCAUCAAGUGGAUGGCUCCUGAGAGCCUGGAAGAAGACAUCUACACCGAGGCCACUGACGUGUGGUCAUUUGGAGUGACAGUUUGGGAAGUCUUCACUUGUGGAAGGAUCCCAUAUCGUGGUAUUCCAGUCAUGUAUCUACUGGAGGCAAUAAAAGCAGGAAAGAGACUGGAGAAACCUGAGAACGAGGCCUGUCUUGACGAAGUAUAUGAAAUAAUGAAGAGUUGCUGGUCCCUGAAGCCCAGGGAGCGUCCAACAUUCCAACAUUUGGUCGGCCAGUUUACAAGUAUUUUGGAGAAGACUUCAGGCUACUUGGAAUUAAGUCAGGCUCCGAGUCUACUUGAGUUCCGCUGGAAUGACACUUCCCCUUCCUCUCACCCUACUCCCUCUUCUCCACCUACUGCCCUUCCUGUCCUACAGGAACAAGAAGAACCCGAGGAUGGGAACGAGGAUGAAUUUUGAAACAAAGAAAGUCCUCUACUCAUGUGAACACAAGUUAAAAUACUGUCGUCGCGUCUGUUUUGCAACUAGCUAGCAAAUCAGUGUGUGUUUAUUAUACAUGAAGUUGUACAACCUCAGGAAAAGUAUG